This is a messenger RNA of Ichthyophthirius multifiliis, 1200 nucleotides long. RefSeq names its product protein kinase domain protein. The record is from RefSeq and is a predicted model, not a curated record. Lineage: Eukaryota; Ciliophora; Oligohymenophorea; Hymenostomatida. Gene Ontology annotation, molecular function: protein serine/threonine kinase activity; ATP binding. Gene Ontology annotation, biological process: protein phosphorylation. The transcript is spliced from 5 exons.
AUGAUUUUAAACUUUUAAAAGUAUUAAUAUUUUUAUUAAUUUACUUAAAAACAACCUAAUGAAUUAAAAUAAAAAUAUAUUAUUUUAACCUCUAUAUAUAAAUAAAAAUAGGUAAUUGGAAAAGGUUCAUUUGGGAAAGUUUUUUUAGUAGAAUUAAUUUAAGAAUAAAAAAUAUAUGCAAUGAAAGUAAUAAAGAAAAAAACAAUAUAAAGCGAUAGACAUUUGCGGCAUAUAAUUACUGAGAGAUAAAUAUUAGAAUAAAUAGAUAAUUAAUUUAUAGUAAAAUUAAGAUAUGCAUUUUAAUCUGAUACUAAACUAUAUCUAGUUGUAGAUUUUAUGAACGGUGGAGAAUUAUUCUACCAUUUAUAAAAAUUAGGAAGUUUUUCAGAAAUAACAACUAAAUUUUACGCGGCUUAAAUAGUCUUAGGAUUAUAAUAUUUACAUGAUAAAAAUAUCAUCUAUAGGGAUUUAAAAUCUUAAAAUGUUCUAUUAGAUUAAAAUGCAAAUGCUAAAUUAAUUGAUUUCGGACUUUCUAAAAUAGAUGUUAUAGGGCACUCUUUAUGUGGUACACCUGAGUAUUUGGCUCCUGGAAUUGUUCUAAGUGAACAUGGGCAUGUUAAAACUGUUGAUUGGUGGAGUUUUGGUAUUUUACUUUAUGAAAUGUUAACUGGAUCUCCACCUUUUUAUUCUAAUGAUAAAAAAUAAAUGUUUAAUAAAUUAACUUCAAUGGAAAUAUAGUUUCCACCCCAUAUUUCUAAAGAUGCAUAAAAUUUAAUUUCUAGAUUAUUAGUUGCUGAGCCUACUGAAAGAUUAGGAUAUGGAAAUGAUGGUACAACAAAUGUAAUGUAACAUCCAUUUUUUAAAGAAAUAAACUGGAAUAUGCUAAAUAAUAUGAAAAUUAAAAGCCCAUUAAAUUUAAAUAUUUAAAAAGCAAAUGAUAUAAGAUUUUUCGAUAAUGAAUAUUUGUUAUAAAAGCCUAUAGAUUCACCUUCUUCUUUUCUAACAUAAUAAUUAGAAUUUUAAGAUUUUUCAUAUAAUAAAAAGUAACUUUAUAUUCUAUAUUUUAUUGAGCUUUUUAAUUAAAAAAUAAGUCUAUUUAAUAAGGAAAAUGUUGAAAAUGAUUAAGUUGAACCAUUUAGUUUUACUUAAGGACUUAAGGCAGAUGAAAAUCUAUUUAUUUUAUAAAAAUAAAUAAAAUGA